Molecule: messenger RNA, 1017 nt
Organism: Talaromyces marneffei
Lineage: Eukaryota; Fungi; Ascomycota; Eurotiomycetes; Eurotiales; Trichocomaceae
Exons: 1
Coding region: 1-1017 (338 amino acids)
Molecular function (GO): NAD binding; oxidoreductase activity, acting on the CH-OH group of donors, NAD or NADP as acceptor
Source: RefSeq, a predicted model, not a curated record
AUGGCAGAACACCGCCAUCUAGUCCAUCUACAAGCGGGACUAUUUGAUCCCCCCCAUCAAUUCACGGCCCCUCCAGGCAUAACCCUAACUCAAGAACACCAUUCAACCACAUCCCCAGAGCAGCUUCAUGCCCGUAUCCGGGAUGCCACAAUCAUUGUCUUUAGCUAUACACGCAUCGACGCCGAAGCCUUAUCCGAAGCAGUAUCACCCAAACUCAAAUUAAUAGCGGUCACUGCCGUGGGGACAGACUCGGUGGAUCUGGAAGCGUGUCGCAAACGCGACAUUCGAGUUACCAACUGCCCAGGAUCGAAUGUGGAAGCCGUAUCAAAUCAUGUCAUGGCCUUGUAUUUUGCCGCCAGACGGAAUAUCCUACGCAUGGAUCGCGCGACUAAGGAUGGCACUUGGGCUAGAUUUAGUUCGUCGUUAUCCGACGGUAUGGCAGAUCGAUAUGGGAACUGGUGUUUGACUUGCGAUGAAGAGGUUAUGGGUAUUUUGGGGUAUGGAUAUGUUGGUAAAAGAGUCGCAAAGAUGGCACAGGCUCUCGGAAUGAAGGUUUUGGUAGCCGGUCGAAAAGGCGAGACUAACCCCUCUACCAAUGGCGAUACCGACAUACAACGAACGGCUUUUGGCGAGGUUCUCAGAAGAAGCACGGUCCUAGUUAUUGCCGUUCCUCGAAUCACCGAGACUAUGAACAUGAUAUCAACCGCUGAGUUUGCGAAAAUGUCAUACAAAACAGUUCUGGUCAAUGUCGCUCGUGGAGGAAUCGUUAACGAGGUUGCUCUUUUGCAGGCACUCAAGGAUCGUACUAUACAUGGCGUAGCAACGGACGUGUUUACCGUCGAACCUGCCUCAGCAGAGACGUCACCUUUGCUGGCAGAGGGCGUAAAUGAGUUGAAUCUGACGACGACUCCUCAUCUAGCAUGGAAUGCAGAUAAGACGGCGGAAAAUUAUGCACGGAUGUCGCCUGAGAAUGUCAUGAAUUACCUUCUUGAUCAUCCGACGAAUAUAGUUGUAUAG